AAUCUGCACGGAUUUCGAGUGGAAGUUAUCGUGUGUCUUGACCAGGUGACAGGUGGAAAUUCUUUUUUUGGUGCAGCAAAUUUCUCCAGUGAGCGAAACAUUUGUUGACAGAAGUUCGGAAUCGGAAAGUGAAAUAAUUCAAAUUAGCCAACAGUUUGUGUCCGUUUCCGUAGGACAGAAGCAACAAGUGAUACGGAUAAUUUCCCAUUUUGUUGGUGCCAGUAUUUAUUUAUAGAUUCUCAACCUGGAAAGCGCCGCGGCACGCACCAAAACAACAAGAGAAAUGGCCUCCCCGUCGUCAUCGUCGUCCUGCGCGUUCUCCCAGCGGGUCUUCGUCGCCCUGAUGGUAUGCACUCUACUGCUCAACCUAAGUUCCUUCACCGAGGCUCGGCCCCAGGACGACCCGGCUUCGGUGGCCGAAGCCAUCCGGCUUCUGCAGGAAUUCGAAACCAAACACGCCCAGCACGCUAGACCCAGGUUGGCACGCAGCGAACUACCCCCCAAUUAUAACAGUAUUCAUUCGGGACUUGACAAAAUAAUCGGCUAUUUCAUCUUAGAAGCUAUCGAUAGAGCACACUCAUCAGACGCUAGACCAAGAUUCGGUAAACGAGGCUUCCUCAUGCCAGUCGGCUACGGUCAGGAUGAACAGGAGCGAAACUAUUACAGGAUGAUUGGCAAGAUCCAGCGUUUUCAAGAUGAACAGAACGCCCUCAACUAAAAUGAACGAAGAACGUGUGAAGAUGUAAGAUGACAAUGAACGAGUAAAAAAAACAACACCUACAGAUGUUUAGUUUGCAGAAAACGAAACCACAAUAAACAACGAAAAACAUUUCCAUAAAAAUAUGACUGUCAAAAUUGGAUUUUUGAACGAAAGAUCAAUGCAAAUCAUAUCAUAAUCCCCUUUUCAAAUCACUAAUCAAUGUACUUCUGAACCAGCAUACGUUACACAAUAGUGACUUUAUAUCCCGUUUAUCGUAACCUAACCAAGUUUGCACUGUUUAAAUAUGCUGCUGCGAUUGUUUAGAAAGUAUGUAAAUAUAAAUUGCUUUGUAUAUAAGAUUCUUAGCUUCGGCAAUUGAAUUUGACAACAGUAAAGCUGAGCAGUUGAGCAAAUAAAUCUCACA
Messenger RNA from Malaya genurostris, 1124 nucleotides. Its product is annotated as neuropeptide F-like. NCBI's taxonomy places the organism in Eukaryota, Metazoa, Arthropoda, Insecta, Diptera, Culicidae. The record is from RefSeq and is a predicted model, not a curated record. Bases 284 to 718 code for a protein of 144 amino acids. The transcript has 5 exons.